Sinocyclocheilus anshuiensis is the source of this 1358-nucleotide messenger RNA. RefSeq names its product zinc finger protein ZIC 5-like. The transcript has a single exon. Gene Ontology annotation, cellular component: nucleus. Gene Ontology annotation, molecular function: RNA polymerase II cis-regulatory region sequence-specific DNA binding; DNA-binding transcription factor activity, RNA polymerase II-specific. Gene Ontology annotation, biological process: regulation of transcription by RNA polymerase II. The coding region runs from base 393 to 1358 and encodes 321 amino acids. The record is from RefSeq and is a predicted model, not a curated record. NCBI's taxonomy places the organism in Eukaryota, Metazoa, Chordata, Actinopteri, Cypriniformes, Cyprinidae.
GAUAUUUGAAAACGGAGUCGUGUGGUGAACGCCUGCGUGUCCCUUUUAAAACAAAUCCAGGGACUGUCAAUCAUCGCGCGUUCCGACCAAUCCCAAAGCACCGUUUUUUAAAUGCUGGUUUGCCUGCUGUGCUUUUAUAUUGCAGUAUGGCCUGGUUCGGAGCAUUUUACUACCACGGUUAUUGCCACAAAUCAAGAGGGAAAAGUGAACGGCAUGGGACUCACACCAAUCUUAACGAACCUGGGUCCGAUUCCUGCGUCUGAGAGGUUUACAGGCAAUAACUGCACAUGCAGAUGAUACAGCGGGGGAAAUGGGGACGAGUUUUGUAGGUAAAUCGUAAACGUUAAAGGUUGGUUGAUUUGACCAGCCCUCAGCCAAGCUUGCAACAAAACAUGACAAGCCUGUCGCGGUUUAGUGGCUGCCCUCUUUCUUGCGUCAACCCUGGGGAGAGAAAUACUGAACCCAGCAUGGUGCUGCCACCUUUGGCAGAGGAGCACACGGGGCACCCCACUGGCAGUUCCUUAAAACUCUGCCCCUCGCAAAAUUUGCGAGACUACCACGAGACGAGGGCCAGUGCAUAUGUUGACCACUCGGUUACCCAUUUUCCAGACACUGGAUACACCAGUCAUCGCUUAGAACCCAGUCCUAGGGGCAUUAUCAUUGGGACAAAUCUGUCAGCAGCAGGCAUGCCACCAGUAACUGAUCAGCUGGCUCCAAGACCUAACCAGCAUGGCAAUAUUGGAAGGUACCGUGACCUCCACAGCUAUAGGGAUGGCAGGGGCCACGUGUUCUUCAACACGUAUCAAGAGCAGGCCCAUGGCUCGUCAGACGCAACCAGAGAUCUCAGCAGCCAAAUGAUGUUGGGUCUUCCAGGAGAUCUUCUCUCACGAACGCACCCGUAUGGGCAGUCGGUCAAUGGCCCCAGGGCCAACAGCCAGCAGCUAGUCACCCAGUUCUUGGAGUUCUAUAAGCCUCUGAAUAUGGCCAUGCAGCGAGGAGGGGGUGACGCCUUCCUCAGGUGCUCCAGGCAGAACCCAAAGCACGAGCUGGUGUGCAAGUGGAGUGACGGCCAAGAAGGCACUGGCAAGCCGCCCUGCGCCAGGAGUUUUGGGACCAUGUAUGAACUCGUCACCCAUGUGACGGUUGAGCAUGUCGGAGGACCGGAGCACUCCGACUACGUUUGUCACUGGGAGAACUGCUCAAGAGACAGAAAGCCUUUCAAAGCCAAAUACAAGCUCGCCAACCACGUAAGAGUGCACACUGGAGAAAAGCCCUUUCCCUGCCCUUUUCAUGGAUGUGAAAAAGUUUUUGCCAGAUCCGAGAACCUGAAGAUACACAAGAGAACGCAUACAGGUUAG